AAUUGAACGACUUACUGACAUCUAUUGUGAACGUGAUCAACCUUUGUCGACUCUGCCCUGGGUGUUUUCCUGAACGGAGUGCCGAACAAUUCACGUGGGUUAUACUUUCCCAUCUGUAGCUAGUGGAAGUGAACUCCGUUUGCGCGAAUCGAUUUCAACUUCACGAUGGUUACCCGUGAAGUUUGGCAUACUAUGACGAAUACAUGAAUGAACUGCUUCUUCACAGUUCGAUUAUGUCGGGAGUGCUCCCGAAACCGUCUCGCCACGUAAAAUGUGGUCAAACGCCUGUGAAGCUUCGCUCUCGAGCAUCACUACCAGCCAUUCCCACCAUUUCGUCCCGUCACCUAAGAAGCUGGCCUUCUACUCACCAAGCUAAUCGACGAAGUGUGAAUUUAAACUUCGACGAGUGCGCUCCUGCAAUCAGUGACGUCUCCUGCGAAGAAUUUUACGCCCGACUUGGCGAACGAGAAGCUCCGGAAGGUCGCGAGGACUUCGAAUGUCGUCCUCCAUCCGAGUAUUUCGAAACAUUACCAGAGAGUGGACUUCAGAAAUCCUUCGUGCAUUCAAAACCGCCACGACUAAAACUUUUUGUGAGGGAAAGACUUGAGAGAAAGAUCAGAGUGGCGCUUCCACUUCCCUCACCCGUAGAGUUUACAUCGACGCCUGAACGAAAUUGUUUUCGAGAGGAAGAAACGAUUCCUUCGAUUGAAACCAAGUGCGAAGCCUUCCAGUCUUGGUUAGACGGUGAAACUUGCUUCGAACCCAUCGUACAAUUUUCUGGAUUAAAAUUAGGAGAAAUUGAAGUUGGGUGGGCCGAAGUCGACAGAAUCAUCGUGAAUGACUGUCAAAAAAUAUGCCUUGAAACACCCGCAAGUUAUCAUUCUUUUGUGAUACCGAAGUUUUCCGAUUGCCUGUCGACGAUUUCGAAAAUGGCGAAGCGUACAAAUUGCCCAGUCGUACAACAAAGAACGAAAGAGUUUUGCUGUACCAUGAAAGUGCAAGUUACAGCUCCUGCAUCCCGUUGCGAAGAAAAACAAAUCACACGCGAGGCUUUCUGGAAAAGUUUGCAGUCUCCGAAACACGGUUGGCGGAAAGGUUUCCUGGAAGUUACUGAAGCCUCGAUAUACUUGUCUGAGUCCUUGCAUAAAACCCCGGAACUUGUGCUACCUCAUCCUCGAACCGCCGACGAUGUGAGAAUCGUGGAUUUGGACGCCAAGAUUGCAUCGGACCUUCCAGAAAACCAGCGCCGCGUUGUGCGUCUCGGUUUGGAAGUUUUCGUAGCUGUGGAUCGCCCUGACACUUUAUGCGAAUUGCUGCAAGACAAUUGCUCCACGAGAGACAGUAUUCGCGAUUUGUUAGCCGAGAAAACAAUCCGAUGUGAGGUUCGAUGUACGGUAAAAUUAGAGUUGGAAGGUCUCCGGAUGCGAAUGGAGGAUGACUUGAGAAUUGAUUUUCGAUUUGUGACUGGCAUGUGUGUCAUGCGGAAUUCUCAACGUUGUCAUCUUGACCAUUGUAUUGUGAUGGAGUCUUUCGAAGCGGAUGGAUCCAUGCCUUGAUUCGCAUCACCAGUGAAUCAGUCCUGCAAGAAAAAUAUGACUCGAUCGUGUACUGCACGUGUGAACCUUCGUGUGCUAGAAGAAAUAAUGCGUGCAAAUGGAACCCUGACAUCGAGGAACUGAUCAUUGUUUCGAGCUUCACCCUCGUUUACCCAUGAGUGAUUAUUUAUUCAAAAACGCGAGAGCGGCGAAGUUUGUGCUCUCCUUGGUAUGGCUUCCGUAAUUUCAUAUAUUUACCUCGUUGUAUGUUUUUAUUUUAUAUUCAAAAUAUUUGGGAAAUGGAUGCACAACGUAUCAGCUGCCAAAAA
This is a messenger RNA of Notodromas monacha, 1864 nucleotides long. Lineage: Eukaryota; Metazoa; Arthropoda; Ostracoda; Podocopida; Cyprididae. The record is from the annotation of a GenBank genome assembly.